This is a messenger RNA of Eublepharis macularius, 13969 nucleotides long. It is a transcript of the gene MBNL3, whose product is annotated as muscleblind like splicing regulator 3. NCBI's taxonomy places the organism in Eukaryota, Metazoa, Chordata, Lepidosauria, Squamata, Eublepharidae. Bases 1096 to 2229 code for a protein of 377 amino acids. The transcript is spliced from 10 exons. The record is from RefSeq and is a predicted model, not a curated record. Gene Ontology annotation, molecular function: metal ion binding.
AAAUGGCGGCCUGCAUGAGGCACCCAUGCUAGGGGGGGAGAAGCCGGCCCAGCCCUGCCCCCGCCAGCACUCGGCCGCCGCCGCCGCUGUUGCGCUUCUGCCCUUGGACGCGCCUAUGGCCCGCUGCCGCCUCGAGCCGCUGCCCUGCCUCGCGGCCGCGCAUUGCUAACAGCGGGGAAGCAGAAGGUUGCUGAAAAGUGCCUUCCUUGAAGCCGCCGCCACCGCUGCUUGGAUUUCUGUCUAGGGCUUUGCCUCGCUUGCUUUUUAAAAUAUAUAUCUAUAUACAUAUAUAUUCACUCCCCCAACUUUUUUUUAAAUUUGGCAUUGCUUUCAGUUCACACCCUAACAGCAACUCAUCCAUCUGGGGUUUGUUGGUUUUAUUUUUUUCCCUUCCCCUGGUACGCUCAGUUUUCUCAGCCAUCUCCCUCCUCCUGAUUAUGUAGCCAACUCUAUUUUAAAAGAAAAAGGAAAUCCUUCCUCUCAUUUUAACACUUGCAACUCCCUCAGUUUGUGAAAGCAAGAAGGAGCCCGAAUUUUCGGAGUUGUUCCCCCUCUAAGGAAAUAAGAUCAUCCCACAACUGCAGCAUUGCCAGAAGCUUUUUUGUUUGUUUGUUUGUUUUGGGUGAGAAUAAUUGAAACCAGUAACUGGAGAGCACAGAAUUCCUUGGAAAAGUCUGCCAGUUAUUUUGAAAUAAUUUCGGCAGUGGCACAAAAUAUUAUAUACACACACAUAUAUAUAUAUACACACACAUAUAUAACAUUUCUAUUUUAACUUCGACAAUUGCACUUUUAGGAGCUGGCCUCUAAUUUGAUUUUUCAGUUAAUUCUAAUGAGAUUUCUAUUUUAUGAUUGGCUUUAUGUUAAUCCUUGUUUUCGACAAACACAGUUUGAGUUUAAUGGAAACCUAAGUGCUGACAAGAGAAAUUUUACCAAAGCAACAAGUUAGUUAUUUCUUCACUUUUUUUUUAACUUGAAUCCCUUUUUAAAACCCUUUUUCCCUCUUGAAAUCAUCAGCACUGUUCUCUUAGAGAAGGGUGUGGUUGCUUGCAUUUUCAUUUUUCUCUUUUUUGGGGGUGUGCGCGCUUUUUUAAAAAUAUGGCUAUGAACGUUUCUUUGGUUCGUGAUACAAAAUGGCUGACCUUAGAAGUAUGUCGAGAAUUUCAGAGAGGUACUUGUUCUCGGUCUGACACAGAGUGCAAGUUUGCUCACCCAUCUCGGAGUUGCCAUGUGGAAAAUGGACGAGUUAUCGCCUGCUUUGACUCCCUCAAGGGUCGCUGCACUCGAGAGAACUGCAAAUACCUUCAUCCUCCACCGCACUUAAAAACACAACUCGAAAUCAAUGGACGCAACAACCUGAUCCAGCAAAAGACAGCCGCAGCCAUGUUUGCACAGCAAAUGCAAUUCAUGCUACCAGGAGCACAAUUACAGCCAAUUACAACGUUUCCUGUGACUCCUUCGCUCGCAACUAGUCCCACCAUGGCUUUCAGCCCCUACUUAAGUCAUGUUUCUCCUGGAAUGGGCUUAGUUCCUGCAGAGCUGUUACCAAAUACUCCUGUCCUGGUAUCUGGGAACCCAACCGUUUCGGUACCGGGAGGCUCUGCCGGGCAGAAGUUGAUGAGGACAGAUAAACUGGAGGUUUGCCGAGAGUUUCAGCGUGGAAAUUGCACACGUGGUGAGAACGAUUGCCGUUAUGCUCACCCGAUAGAUAUUGCCAUGAUAGACACAAACGAGAACACUGUUACAGUUUGCAUGGAUUACAUCAAAGGGCGAUGCUCUAGGGAGAAAUGCAAGUACUUUCAUCCCCCUGCGCACCUGCAAGCCAAAAUCAAGGCAGCUCAACACCAGGUGAAUCAAACUGCUGCAGCCGCAAUGACUCAGCCAGCUGUCCGAUCACUGAAGCGACCCCUCGAGGCAACCUUUGACCUGGCCCUGCCACCUGGCGCACUUCAACCUUUACCAAAGAGGCCAGCACUUGAAAAAAACAACGGUGCCACCACAGUCUUUAACCCGAGUGUUUUCCACUACCAACAGGCCCUUGCAAACAUGCAGUUGCAACAGCCCACGUUCAUCCCUACAGUUCCCAUGAUGCACGGUGCUACGCCCACCACUGUGUCUGCAGCAACAACACCUGCCACCAGCGUUCCUUUCGCUGCAACUGCUACAGCCAAUCAGAUAUCCCAGUUAUCGGUAGAUGAACUAAACAACAGCAUGUUUGUCUCACAAAUGUAGAAGGACACAGCAGAACGCAAACCAUUUUGAAAUUCUGAACCAUGAAAUCAUGGAGUAUCUGGACAUCUCUCUCUUUCUCUCUCCUGGUGGGAAGCUGCACUUGGGCUCUCUGUAUGUAUAUGCCCUUCUUUCUUCCUCUACAACACCCACACAGUUAAGCCUACUGCAGCCGACAUGUUAACCAAAAACUGAUCCAUGGGAAUGUCAAAAAUUUAUGAAAAUAAAUUUUUUAAAGCACUAUAGAAACAAUUAACAAACAGCGUUCUGUUAUACAAGAUAUAGAAGUAGAGAACUUAUUAUAAUAGAGUUUUAUAACACCCUACUUUAACACACUUUAAAAGCAUUUUUCUGACUACCAUCAAGACAGAGUUCUCCUGCACAUUGGACUGUUGGUUUACUGUUCUAUUGUCGAUGGAUAAAUGUUUGUCUGUUUUUCAAAGUGUUAUCUUACUGUUUUGUUUACAUCCUAGCCUAUCGAUUUGUUGGAGAAAAACAAUGACAUGUACAUUGUUAUCAAGUAUACUCAACACCAUUUUUUCAUUAUCACAAUGUCUUACAUUUUCAUAUACAGUGGUUGUUAUCAGUUUCUCUUCUCUUUUUCUUUUAAAAAAAUUACAAGCUAAGAAUGUUAUAGUGGGAAACAGGAAUUAUGUGCUUUUUUUUAAAAAAAAGAAAAAAGCAAGACACAAGAAUGUUCAGACAUUUGCUGCAUUUGUAGAAACCUCAAUUUGAAAACUAGACGCAAAACGGAGACUGUAAAUACUUGUUGCAAGCUAUAGAAAAAGAUACCUGCCAAUCCAGAAAAGAAUUGGAAAGUGUAGCCGUCAAAGAGGUGUAGCAAAUGUGGCUGCUUUCUCAAAACCCUCCAGGACAAGCAGAUUUUCAUUUGGAUGGCAGAAGGCGUCAGGAAAGAGAAAAUGUCUGCAUUCAAGUGCCAUUUUCGGCUGCAAAUGGCGCACAAUGUUUUUAAAUAUUUUAACAACCUUUUUUUAAAAAAGAAAAAAGAAAAACAUCACGGUAGAAAAGAUGCAGGUCCUGUUUCAUUGAAAAACUGGCUUUCUUGCCUUUGGAGAUGAAACCCCACCAAGCUAGCAGAUAGAGAGCCAGGGGGAAGAGAGCAUCAAUUUUCCAUUAAAAUGUCAAUAACUCAUCCCCACAUCCUCUGCUUAACCCAGGAAAGUAGCACUAAAUGAACAUUUCUCUUGUCUGUUGUCCUUGCAAAAUGCCUGUUUCAUUGUUGAAGAACAUUCGUUUCACUGCUUUCCCUAAGCUGCAUUUCAAAAAUAGGGAAGAGCGGAAUGGUUGAGUUUAGGCUGAUCCUGAUGUCUCUUCCAAAGAUUUGCUGUUUUGGGUGUACACUCAGCAUUUCUCGGCAUCCUUGUGAUGGGACUUUCUGGAGGAAAUUCAGAUUCUAAUCUACAUUAACAGCUCUUCAUGCAGAUGCAAAGGGUGGUGACAGUAGCAAAUGGCACAGAGCAAGUUGCAGUACUGUGUGUUUUUAAUUUGGCUGUGGUGCCUUUUGGUUAUUUUCUGACUGAUGAAGAGCAUCAGUAAGAAAAAAAAUUAGAAGGGUUAGGGGAGUUGGCCAAUUCAUUAACUCAGUUGUUUGUUAGAUCAUGGCAAAAACAACAGAGGAAUGUGCUAAAUGCCUUUUUUAAUUAAGCAGUAACAAAUGCACAAUUAAAACUCAGCUACUUUUAUAACUGUAAUGCAGCCACAAUGAAGCUGUGGGGUGAAGGAUGCAUUGCUCGGUAGCAGAGCAGGUGUUUCUAGAUCUGCACAUACCUUGACAGUAGAGAUAUUACUAUUCUGGGAUGGAAAUCAGUCCAUCAAAGGCCCUUCCGUGUGAUGAUCCCAGUAUAAAAGAACAGGGUGGUCCACAGGGAGCAAGUGAAUUGGCACUGUAGUCCAGAAUACAACAAAAUUUAGAGAAUGGCUGCCUUAAUUGCUGCUAUAUCCAUUAAUGCCACAAAGUACAGAGAUGAGUCAUAAUGCAGACAGAAUCUUUUGUAUAAAUAGUCUCUCCAAAGAAGCAGUUGGCAGUUAUGGUAAUGACCAGAAAUAUAUUAAGAUGGCAAUAAAUCUUCAUUGGCCAAGAGGUUGGCAACCUACAAGUCAGUCCUGAAAUACCUUCACUCUUUGUUCUCAAAAACAGCACCCCUAACUCUGUAGUGAGAAUGGUUUAUAUCAGGGCUCUUUUUCUGGGAAAAGAGGUGGUGGAACUCAAGACCGCACAAUGAUGUCACUUUGGGUCAGCUGGAACAAGGGGGGAGUUUUUUAAAGUUUGAAUUGCCCUCGGCGAAAAUGGUCACAUGGCGGCAUGGAGGACAAUCUAAACUCCCCUCUGUCUGGAGAUCGGGGUGGGGCCACCGGCCAUGUGACCAUUUUUAAGAGGUGCUGGAACUCUGUUCCACCGCGUUCCCGCUGAAAAAAAGCCCUGGUUUAUAUUAAUUUCAGUGGCUUUCCCCAAGAACACCAUCCCUGACCCAGCUAUGGCUGCAUGACGUAAGUGCAAACUCUUUGGAAGGGCAUUUGGACAUCAUUCUUUUUGCUGUUUUGCUGAUGAAUUGAUAAAACAAGAAAGGACACCGUGGCAUUGGCAGGCAGACAACUAGCCAGCCUAUCAGCAGUGGCAGGACCCAAGUCCAUGCUACAUAGAGAAGUAGAAGCAUCUAAGAAUUCCCAAGCACACAUCUCAUUGGUGUCAUGUUAAUUAAGGAAUUGAGAGGCUCCCAAUUAAGGCCAAAACCUCAUAGAGGCUUUCCACCAAAACAUAGUACUCUUUGCACUAUUUUAUGGUCUAGAAGAAGAAAGCAAUUGGACAGCGUCCCCAGAUGAGUUUAAUGUGAACUAGAAAGCUUAGUCUUCAAGUCUUUCUCCACUAGUUUAGAUAUCUUAUAACCUAAAUUGCAGGUGGCUGUUUGGAGUCCCACCUUGAACUUGCAUUCAUUUCAAAACUGCUUCUUCCUUUUGGAUUGGCGAUACUGUCCUCACCUUGCCUUAUGGAUUUGGACUCCCCUUAACAGUAGGCAUGUGGCUAGGUUCAUUGAAGAAGCUGUUUCAGAACAGCACAGUUCCAUAGCUAUUUCAGAUUCUGUUGCUGGAGUAAUUUCCACUAGAGAAAUAGAUUUGCCAAACAAAAUUAAAAUUCAAAAGACACGAGCGCUAGAGUUGUCUAUAUGCAAAAUGGAGAAUUUUGUGCGUUUUUUGCUGUGAAAGUCUAUUUUAGCCCCAGUGGGGAAUAUCAAAGAAUGAAAUCCCUAUGUUUCUUCAUCCAAAUACUGACUUUCAUUAUCAAUUUGAACCCAGUGAAAUCUGGACAAGCUGUGUCUCUCUUUUGAUGGGAAUUGUAACACAUUUUGUGGAAGAACAAAUGUUCAUUUUAGUGCUAUUUUCCAGAAUCCUGAUGGGUCUAGCUUAAAGCAGGGGAGAUUAUUUACUUAAUCUCAGAGAAAUGCAAUUUUAUUUAAUAUUCCCAGCCAUUUUAAUUCAGAUUUAUGCCUGCCGAGAAAGGAACAAGCCUCCAUCAACAGUCAAACUGGUUCGCCUGUGGCUUUUUGCUGACUUUCUGUUUCCCAGUCUUGUAACAUUGUUAGUAGAAAAAAGUGGAUUUGAGUACUUUCUGGGUGAAAACAUUUGUAUAUUUAAAAAAAAAAGGUUUUGCACAACCUGUGGCAGUGCCUGAACAGAGAACAUACCUGAUCUCCUCUAGUCAGAAAGGACACACAUAUAUAUAUACUUGUGUUACCUUUAUGCUUUUGAAAAGAAGUUGACCUUAGCUUUCAGUGCUAGAAAUGGAUUUUUGUAUAUCUUGCCACUUUGACACAGCUCUCUCCCAUUUUCAUUGAAUGAUACUUUGGGGGAAAGGGGUGGGAGGGGGAAGACAUCUUGCAUAGAAUGUAAGCCUAAAUUUUUUUUCACAAUGUUUUUAUGUCAUGUUUUAAAGGACUGAAAAAAGAACAUACCAGGGGUCAUUUGGGGAGGGGGAGGGACUUGAGAUCCAACAAGAUUUUCUAGGGCCCUGAUAGGAGGAGAAGCCAACCUUAUGACUUCUACAGCAAAUCUAGAUAUCAUUAGCCUGCCUAGUUUACAAGGCAUCAGUAGCUGCUUGGCACCUGGACCCAGCACCCCUGGGACUCAUCACACAUCACAACCAAACCUACGCAGACAAAGGUUCUUUUGAGGAUGGAGUUUUGGUGAUGGGUGUUCAGGGCAGACUUCUUUUAGUGCCACAAGAAGUUUUGUUUUGUUUUUUAAUAUUAACAAAUUUAGCAUUUGUAAGAGAGUUUGAGGAAGAGAAAAGCUUGAAGCACUGGGGACUUCACCAAAUUCAAUACAAUCGGGACAGGUGGAAAAAAAAGUCUGCCAUUUGAAGGUAGCACUAUUUUAAGCUUGUUGUGCAAUGACUUCUUUAUUCAAGAAAGAAAGAAAGAAAAAGUCGUCAGACUAUAAAAUCCUGAAUAGACAUUGUUCUAUUUACAAAGUCACUGAAUUACUCAGUGACUCUAAAUGAAAUGUCGCAAACACAGAGAUUUCAUCUUUUAUUUGACUACAGAGAUGUAUGUAAAGUUUGUUCAAAUCAGUAUAAUUUUAGCAACUUUUUAAUAAGCUUCCCACAUUUGAGAAAACUUAUUUUUUUAAUUUAUCCAAAGUUCUCGUUCUCUCUCUCUCUCUUUCCUUUUUUUGGUGUAUGUGUGUCCAUUUCCUCUCAGCCUUAUGCAAACAAUAUGCAAGAAAUGCUGAAAUUUGAGUAAAACGGGUCAUUGCAGAGAGAAAACAAAAAAGCUGAGACAGGGGAAAAAAAGAUUGUUAGUCAUUUCAUUAAAAGAAAUAGAUUUUAAAAAUACUGUUACUAAACUGCUAACAUAUGUACACAUAAAAUGAAUGAGGGAUUUAAAACAAAAUGUAUUCUUAAAAUUAUUGCAUUUUUAUUAAGCAAAGUGUUCUUGUACGGAACAUGAUUUUUCAUAAUCAGCCACAUAACUUGUCUUUUUAUUUGUUUAGUAUGAAAUUUUUAGGUUCCAGUUUUUUCACAGCAUCGUUUUUUUGCAAUAUUAUACAAAACUGUUUCCUCCCCCAUCCCAGCCAGUCUACCCCAUUCCAUUUCUGAACACUCCCAAACACUCUCUAAUCUGCCAUGUACUGCAUGCUGCACUUUUGAGUGUUCACCAGUGGACAGCUGGCUAGCUGGUUCUGCCCUUCACAAUCAAGUACAUCACACACUUAACCACUGUGGCUUAAGGAUGCUCUGGUGUGUUGUUUCAGAUCUGGAAUGUCUCUCACCAAUCAUAUUUGUGCCUGUGUACUUGCAUCAUGCCUGAGGAAAAAAAAUACUCCAAGGCCAGGUUCCAAAGAGCUGUUUUCAGUUUGGCUGAGGCCAUGAGCAUUCCUCUUGGCGUUUUGUUUUUUUUAAAAUUUUCUGUUUAAAUGCCAGACUGCCGUGCCAUGUGACCAGUUCCUAAGAAACUAAAUUGGAUUAUUAGGUGGCAUGUGCAUGAGUAUAGUAAGUCCAAAGCCCCUUUGGGCAUGUUGACUUAGCGCUCAGUUCUUUUGGAUUCCAACACCAUAAAUGAUCCUUGAACUGCAGAACUUCAGCCAAAAUUGUUCAUCUCAUGGGUACAUCAGGAAGUUGGUUGUUGGUAUCAUUCAUUUUGGCAGUGAAACGUGUGCAUGUAUACAAGCACAAAGGAUGUGGGAGUUAAUACUUGUCUGGGGGGAUUUAAUGUACACAACGCAUGAGAUGAGGUGAGGCCAGCUUAACCUCAGUCAGUAGCUAUCCUUUGCGGUUCCUAUUCGUUUGUAAUAGGUCAUUGUAAUGGAUGCAGCUAUCAGGAAUAGUGCCCUCAGUUCCUUUGUCCGGGCCGGGGAAAAAAGCAGACCCUUUUGUACACUAGCUAGCACCAUAAACAGAAUAACACACACUGAAUGUUGUAGGUACAUCAGAUCUGGUGAAAGAGAUGUGCUCACCACCUCCAGUGUAUUCUCCACAUGGCCUGUUGCUUAACAUAAUAGUUGUUGCUAGGACACAGUUGUACACAGAAUGGGUUAGGAAACCAAGGUCUUUUUUUUUUAAUCCCUAAUAUAUUUCUCACACAUACAUGCAUUUUUAAAAAGUGAAAGUUAUGAGGAAAAUCUAAUUUUCCCCCUUCCUCCUGGAUGGAUGAGUGAUGCUAAUGAUCUGAUUUUUACCAUGUGCCUGAGGAAGGCCUUAGAAUAUAUUGUAUGUUAAAGACUGUAAUAACUUUUUUAAAGAAAACUUAUUAGUUGAUAGCCUAAAAUAAUUGUAAAUAGUGUUUAAAAAAAUUGCUACUUGGCUACAACAAGUUAAUUCAUGUUGCUUUAUUUUCCAUUUCUUUUAUUGUUAGUUUUAAAGGAUUUUUUUUCAUUACUGCUUUUUUUAUAUAUAUAUUAUAUAUAAAUAUAUAUAUAUAUAUCUUUAGUAACUAAUGAAUUUAAUUUUUGAAGGAGAGUUAGAGAAUGUUUAAGAUUUUUAAAUACAUGUAUUCAGCUCAUUUAGUUAUCUUCUUAAACAACAACAGCAACACUGAAGUGCAUGUUAAGGUAUAGAAAACUACGGUCCAUCAUUAGUUUGUAUAGUUCACAGAUUAAGAACAAACAAACAAAACAAAAAUUAACUUUGUAUGUAACUCCUACAAUGAUAGAUUCAUUGUUAACUAAUUAUAUUAAGUUGUUGUUGCUGUGGCGACAAAACUACAACAUGGCUACCUUUGUAUACAUUAUUUGUGAAAUUUUCACAUGUAAAUUAAAAAAAGGUGAUGUGUAACAGUAUGGGCUUGUUAAAGGUACAGUUCGAUACUGUCAGAGAAAGAUAUGACUGAAUAUUUUUAAAAUCCCAAAGUCCCAUGUGAAAGCUGGAUUUGUGUCUUUUCUGUCACUUUUUCAGUCAAAAAGUUUACAACACAUGGAUUUAGAGUCAGGUUUUAUAGCUUGUAGAAAAUGUUGUGUGGGUCGGGUUUUUCCACAGUAUUUUUCUCCUGGACAUUAUAAAUUCUGGCUUUUGCCUGGGAAGGGUGGGUUGGAAAGGCGCCUGAGAACUGAGGGUUUUGUCUCAUUUUCACUUUCACCUAUGGCUGCAACAAAUGCAGGAAAACCAAUGCAGAAUUUCAAAAGCAAUUGGUCCAGUGAGCUGUUUCACAAAGGUCAGAGAGAAAAUAGACAUUAAGGGCACCAGUCCAGUGAACGUCAAUCACAACGAAGUCCCAGGCUGGUGCUUUCAGUGGGACUCAAUUGUGGCUAACUUUGGCUGGUUUGCACCCUUAGAAUUUUGCACCUGAAGUUUUGAAAUUGACGGGGGCGGGGGCUUCAGGUUUGUCUUCAAGUUUUUACUCACCCUUUGAAUUGAGCAAGGAGUCAAACCCAUUGUGUUGGACUCCCAGAAUCAAAGGUUGUAGGCAUCACGAUAAACCCAGGUUUGUUUAAACUACAGUUUGUGCAACAAAUUCUAUUUCACCUGCAAGACUUAAGUAACAAAUCCCAGUUUGUUCAUUAAUGCCUAUGUGUCUGCUUCAGCAGAGAGGCAUUUUGUCCAUAUUGCCGUCUCUGUGGCCAGCCAACCACAAGAGGCAGUGCUACUCAGCAAACUGCGACAUUCACAGGUCACAAUAAACAACAGUUAGUAUAAAUUGUGCCUAGCUACAGCCCCUAGUUUGAAAUCCCAGUUUGGUGCCAACCAGCAGACCACCUGCUUUCAGUUGCUAUAGCUAAACAGGGUUUAUAAACCAUGGUUUAUCAGGAUGUCUUAAUGCAGCCAGAGUUUUGCAAACAGUGGACCUUAAUGGUCAUUCAUUAGUGUUUGCAUUUAGGAAAAUGAUCAGAUUCUACACAGGUGCAAAAGCUUUUUUGUUUCAUUCAAGAUGGUAGAUUUCAUAACAAAACAGGUUUUUUUAACUGUGAAAACAAAAUGUUACAACUCUGUAACUUGCAAGCCUUUAUGUGAUUAUGUGAAAAUCAGGACUGGAAAAUGAUUUUUUAAAAACAUUUUUAUAAGCAAAACAAUAGGAAAAAUAUGUACAUAAGAAAAAAUAUUGUGGAAUGACCCUAUAACAGUGUUGAAGAUACCAUUAUGCUGCAGUUAAACUGAUUCAGAUAGUGUACGAAUGUGUGAGACACAUCUUUUUGCACUUAUGUACAUAGUUCACGAAAGAAAUCCUUGGAACUUAUUUUGAAUAUAUAAAAAAGUCUGUAAUAAUACAAGGAAAAGUUUGUAAAAGAGAUAGGUAUUACUAAGGCUUUGAAAAAGGAAGAGAUUUUUGCUAUAAAACUUAUCUGAACGCAUGAUGUUGCUUUGCUAUUGUACAAGCUUUGUAGUUUGCCGUAUAGCUUACAAUACAGCGGACUGAUACCGGGUCACCUUCAACCUGCAGCUCAGAAAAAAAAUGGGGAAAUAUUGCUUAAUUAAGAAACUGAGAUCACCAGCAAAGGUUUCCAAAGCUUUGUCAGCAGUCUGUGUUGAACAGUACUUCCUCAUCCACCCAUUUCUGUAUUAGAAAAAAAUUCCACCUCCCUACCUGUUGGCCAUUUAGGGCCUUCUCCAUAUCUUAAACAUUCAUGGUUAUCUGCAGGGAAUCCAUUUGGACUAAGUAAACACAUCUUUGCCAGUAACUUAAUUCCUUUUAUGGAUCCCAGAUAGGUUCACUUGCACUACUGUAGGAAUUCCACAUUCUGGAUGGGAAGAGCAGAGCUGAGAAAGAUGAAGGACCUGAAUUUUGAAGUCCUGAUGCUAGUUGUUACAUUAUAAGGAAAGUUUCAGUAGGUGACCGGGAUGAAGAACCCUGAAGGGUAAAUACAGACAAUCAGUUUCAAAUUGGUAACUUAGCUGGGCAUACACACCACCAGAUAUAGAGACUGCCACCCAUAUUGGGGCUGCUUCCCAUGUGGACUUCCCUCUGUUCUCUAGAACAGGUGUGGCUUUGUGGAACUUUCCUCUCUAGGUGGGCAGGUGCUCAAAAGGACCAGCACUCAGUUGUAUCAUCAAAUGAUUGCUUGUAUUCACACUUCAGGUGAAGUGAGUCUGCCUGCUGGGGAGGCAGGAUGUUAGGGCCAGAUCCUCCCCCACAAUUGUGGCACUGGUAGUAAACUAAAUGUGUAGCAGUGCUGUUCGCAAAGCUUUGUCAUGGGAGGGCUACAUGACAGUGAGGCCUUCCUUUCCUCCAUGCCAAAUGUCAGUCUGACUUCCCUCAGAAGAAACUCAAAUUCCUUACUUGCCUCACAUUGUGUAUCUUCAUUUUAAGUGGCAGAGUACUGCUCUCCCUGUCAGUGCAGUGGAGAGACACCCUUGUGUGGAUAAUAGAGGUAGGAAGGUAGCCUUUCCUUGGCUACUUCUCCAAGGCCUGAUUCGACUCCUUCCUACUUUUCUUCUGCCAGCUGCAAACCACCAUCUUGGAAGAUGAUCCUGACCAAUUUCAACACAAGCACCAAAUUGGAACCUAUUUAGGGCUCUCUGUUCACUUAAAUGCCAUAGGCAGCUUUACACAUAAUUGUCUCCAAAGCUACAGCAACAGGGUAGUUCCCAUUCAUUGGGUGCUCCAUGAGAACUUGAGAUUCAGACUGGUACAUCAGGGCUGCUGGGCUGGAAUUGAAACUUUGAUUAGGUGGAAGUAGAGUUUAUGCCAGAUUCACUCUGCAGAUGCUUCCAGGUGGUCAUCAACCAUGUGUGUAUCUCUGGAGUGGAAAAUUAUGAGCAUUUCCCUCAGCUAACCAUCCUAAAGUAAGAUGGGCACCUCAGUGGUGCUUUCUAUGCAGCAUGGGAGUGUGCACAAAAUGUAUGAGUGGCCGAUAUGCUCCUAGAGUCUCUGGAGAAAGGGGGGAUUUGUGCAUCUCUCUCUGUAUGGGAGGUCUGCAAGGGAGAGACAUGACAGUAGCAGCCCAGGGAAAACAUGCACAAAUUCCCAUUUUGCAUGAGACCCUGAAAAGCAGAAGCAUGGGUUUUCAUGGGACAUUUCACACGCAAAGCAGUUUGAAAGCCAAAGCCUGAUCAGUGCGACACCUUAAAGAAGGCAACCUCUGAAAACCCCUCCACUGAAAAUAACGUCACUCCCAUUCAGAAAGGGUUAGUGGAAGACUGUUACACUGGGCUGUUCUGACAAGCUGUCCAAAAGCCUUUGCUGAUGACCUUCACAGCCAUAUAUCUUACAAUCAGAAUGGCACAUGCCUCUAAGACAAGGCAGCCAAACAUGUGGGUAAAAACACACACACACACACACACACACAACACAACAAUUGAAGUGAUGAAAACUUGUGGUCUUUUCCAAACACACAACAGAGGGAAAUUACCUGACGCAGAAUUACAUGGUUCAGAUCUAUAUUACUGUACACAGAUGCUAUUUGAUAGUGGUGGAAGCCAAAUGAUUUUGUUGCCAUGGCGCUUGUAUCCUAGCAGCUGAGGGAAUGACAUGACUGAAAAGCCUCUGUCCAAAUACACCUUCGUCUUGCAAACCCGAGCAGAUGCUUAGUAGGUAUCCUGAGAAUCAGGUGCUUAGGCAAAAUUCCGAAGCCAAUUUAAAAAUGCCAAAUUCAGAGGAAUGGGAAUGAAAAUGAGGCAAUUUUUAGAAACUGGAGAUGUUGGCAUUUAUGGGGAGUCGCUUUUUUGUGUUUGAAAUUGGAUUUGGGGACACAACUCCCCCAAGUUUUCCCACUGAAACUUGAGUCCUGCCCCACAUGGUCCUCCAUCAACAGCAGAAAUCCAAGCAAAAAGAAAACACAAAUUCAGACCGGAUUUCAAAUGCUUCCUAUAAACAUUUAAUGUAAGAGAAAUAAGAGAUUUGGAUCCCAAAUUGAAAUUUACUCAGUGUGUAUUCAGCUGAUCUUCCUUGGAAUCUAUUUUAAGGACAUUUUGAAUUCCAGAACAGCAUGCUCUUAAAUUUUCAAAGAAGAGAAUUCAAAUUUAGAGUUUUAAAUAUUCCUACUUGCUAUUACUAGAGACUCUAUCAAGUGGGCAGAUAGUUGCAAAGAAAACAAAUCAGUUAUAAACAAACUGGCACAUGCACAGAUUUCCUUCCCUAAUGGUUUCUAGAAGAAACAUGUAUAUAUGCAGUGUUCAAAGCAGUAAGUGCUGGCAUGAAAUGCAGGCCACAAUACUAUGCACACUUGCAUAGAAGCAAGUUCCAUUGAAGUCAAUGCAACUUUCUUCCAGUUGACAUGUUUAGGGUCAUAGGUCCACUGUGACAACAGAUACUCCCCAUACUUGUCAUCUCUAACUGGUCAUUCCUUCAGCUGCUAUCUGCAGGGUGUAUGCUUUGAUUUUUUUUCUUUUAUGCCACGUUUAUAUUGCCGUAGUGCUUGUUUGUGCUUUAUAGAAACUGUGCAUAAUGCAACUCAUUUGACUAUGUUACUUCUAUAUUGUUAUUGUUUAUUUUUUUGGAUCUUUUAAUAAAGUGUAUAAAAUUCUCUCUUUAUGUUUUUUAUGGACCCAUAUCGACACAUUUAAUAAAUAGGAGUUUUACUUUUUUAAAGUCUCUGGUUGAUUAGUAGCAGCCUUGAAAAGGUUCUCAUGUAAAAAAAAUCUCCAUUUAAAUUACAAAUCAAGUCAAUGUUAUAAAUCCAUGAUGCAUACGUAGGACAGAGUAAAUUUAUUUCCAGGAAAAAAUACCUUCAGUAUUUUGGAAUCUGUAGAGGGUGCAUUCUUUUUACUGGAUGCCUUUUAGGCCUGUCAUAUGGAAGUUACUAACACAGAGAAGAAAUUUGUAUUUUAGAAAAUAAAAUAAAAAAAACUUUCCAGAUA